AUGAAAUCAGCACUUACAGUCACAGCUAUUGUUGGAUUAUCCACAUUAACUAAUGCUUAAAGAUACCCUGAAGAGGAGUUUUUCAGAAUGCAAGAUAAAUCCAAUGUUUCUCACUUACUUAGAAACAAUAAUGCUAAACACUAAGCCAAAUUGCUAUCUGAUGCUGACGAGUUAAAUGUAGAGUUUAAAUUACCUCGUAUUCCAAAGGAAGCAAUAUCAGAAGGAUACGAUGCUAUUAAGGAUAUCUUCGAUCUUGGAAAGAUACUUUAUGAUGCUAACACUCAACAAGCUUAAGUAUAACUAAAUGUUGAAUAGCAAAACUUAAUAACAAGUUUUGAUAGAGAAAGACUCCUCAAGAUUGCGAAUGGAGAAAUAAGGCCCUAAGUUGAACAGGUAGAGUACAAAUACUUGCCUCAAAUGGAAUAAUAUUUAAAGUAUAAGGGUAUCAUACCAAGUGUGCAAAAAUCAAUGGAAAUUUCAGAUUCUGAAAAAGCAUAUUAUGCAAAUUAAAGAUAAAGUGUUCAGGCUUCAAUUUCGUCAUAAAGUGACUUCAUAAAAUCAUUCGAUGACGAUUAAUGGUUAAAAUAGAUUAAAAAAAGAGUUAUUAUGCCUAGAGUUGAAGCAACUUAACUAUCCUUACCAGAAAGAAAUAUGAUUUUUGAUUUAAUGCCUACAAGUGAAUUUGAACAGUACAAGAAAAAUGUGAUCGCUAACAUAAAUAAGUAAAAGGUUUAAUCAACCAUUCCAGAAGGAAACCUCCUAUACUAAUUUGACAAAGAAAGACUUAGAAAGAUUGCAAAUGGAGAAAUUAGACCUGAAGUUCAAAAUCCAUCACCAUAUAUGAACGAGAGAUACACUGUAGAUCAGACAGGAUUUAAAAACAUCAUGAAACAUCCAAAAGCAUAAGGUGAGCAAAAUUUAAUGGUUUAACUCAUGUCGCCUGAGACAGAUGAACAGGUUGAUGCUAUGUUAAACAAGUGGCUUCUAAAUUCAAAGAGAAAUCAAAAUAAAAUCCAAAAACACAAAAUUGCUCCUCAUGUUGAAUCAUAUAAUAACUUCGAUAGAGAGUAGCCAAGAUACUCAAGAAGAUAAUGA
Messenger RNA from Stylonychia lemnae, 1095 nucleotides. Lineage: Eukaryota; Ciliophora; Spirotrichea; Sporadotrichida; Oxytrichidae. The record is from the annotation of a GenBank genome assembly.